Molecule: messenger RNA, 2027 nt
Organism: Phyllostomus hastatus (greater spear-nosed bat)
Lineage: Eukaryota; Metazoa; Chordata; Mammalia; Chiroptera; Phyllostomidae
Gene: ZNF334
Product: zinc finger protein 334
Exons: 4
Coding region: 12-2027 (671 amino acids)
Biological process (GO): regulation of transcription by RNA polymerase II
Cellular component (GO): nucleus
Molecular function (GO): DNA-binding transcription factor activity, RNA polymerase II-specific; RNA polymerase II transcription regulatory region sequence-specific DNA binding
Source: RefSeq, a predicted model, not a curated record
AGCAGGAGAAAAUGAACACAUCCGAGGGAUCGGUGUUGUUCGAGGACGUGUCCGUGGACUUCACCCAGGAGGAGUGGCAGCUGCUGGACUCCGCCCAGAGGCUCCUGUACAGGGAUGUGAUGCUGGAGAACUACAGGCACCUGGUGUCCCUGGGGUACUCUGCUACCAAACCUGAGCUGAUAUCCAAGCUGGAGCAAGGAGAGGAACCAUGGGUGUCACAGAGAAAGUUCCCGAGUCAGAGCCGCCCAGAAGUCCAGAAAGCCAGGAACGUGAAAGAGAGAAGCCGAGAAAAUGAAGAUAAGUAUUCAAGGCAAGCUUCAUUCAGCAACAACAAAACACUGACUAAGGGAAGAAGUAAAACCUCAGGAAAGGCCACCAACCCAACGCCUUCAAGAAAAAUGUCCCACAAGUGUGACUCGUUUGGCACAAGCUUGAAAAGUGUUUCAGAAUUAAUUAUCAGUAAUAGAAUCUGUGUGAUAAAAAAGCCUGACGAUUUCAAGGGAUGUGGAUUCCUUGAUACUGUGUGUGAUAAAACUCACACAGUGACCAAGUCCUGUGAGGAUGAUCAGGAGAAGAAAUCCCACAGUCAGAACGAUGCCUUUGUUCAGCAUCAGAAGAAUUUGGGUUUGGAGCAACUCCUUCAGUACAAUAAUUGUGGGAAAGCCUCUCACAAAAACACAGCCUUUGUUACAUACAAGAGAACUCACACGGGAGAGAAGCCUUCUGAAGGUAGUAAAUACAGAACAGCCUUCAAGCAAAAGUUCAAGUUCAGUGCUUGUCUUAGAACCCUGAGGGAAUGGGAGCCACGUGAACCCAGUAAAAAUGGGAAAUCCUCAUGCCUGAAGUCAAAACGUGCACCUCAGAGAACUCACGGAAGGGAGAAACACUCUGAUGGAUAUGAUGAGUCGGGGAAGUCCUGCAGCAAGAAGUCGAACCUUACUGAGCACCAGAGAAUGCACGCAGGAGGAAACCCCGAUGACUCCCAUGAAAACGAGGAAGCCUUGCAGAAGUCAGGCUCCACUCAGAAUGAGAGAACUCACACGGGAGAGAAAGUCUACGACUGCGAUAAACAUGGGAAAUCCUGCCGUGACAAGUCACGCCUCACUCAACAUCAGGAAGGUCAGACAAGGGAAAAACCCAGUGAGUGUAAUGACGGUGAGGAAGCCAUAAAGAAGUCACUCGUCACUCAGACCCAGAGAACUAACAGAGGAGAGAAAAGCUGCGAAGGUGGUAAGUGUGAGAGAUCCUCCCACGAGACGUCGAAACUCCGUCGGCACCAGAGAACACACUUGAGGAGGAGAACCGAUGAGGGCAGUGAAAGUGGGAGGGCCUUAAGUAGCAAGUCAGACCUCGCUCAAGAUCAGAGCGUUCCCAAAAGAAAGAAAACCUAUGACUGUAACCAAUGCGCAAAAGGCUUCCAGAAGAAAACAGACCUCACUCAACAUCAGAGCGCGCACACCGGGAAAAAACCCUAUGAGUGUAAUGAAUGUGGGAAGUCCUUCUUUGUGAAGUCCAACCUCACGGAGCAUCAGAGAACCCACACAGGAGAAAAGCCAUACGAAUGCAAUGAGUGCGGAAAAUCCUUCUGCCAGAAGUCAGCCCUCACGGUGCAUCAGAGAACUCACACAGGAGAGAAACCAUAUAAAUGUCAUGAGUGUGGAAAAACCUUCUGUGUGAAAUCGAACCUUACUCAGCAUCAAAGGACCCACACAGGAGAGAAACCCUACAAGUGUAACGAAUGCUCUAGAUCUUUCUGCGUGAAAUCCAACCUUGUUGUACAUCAGAGAACUCAUACGGGAGAGAAACCCUACAAGUGUCCCGAAUGUGGGAAGACUUUCUAUGAAAAGUCGGCACUCACGAAACAUCAGAGAAUUCACACAGGGGAAAAGCCCUAUGAGUGUCAUGAAUGUAAAAAGACCUUCAGCCAGAGGUCAGCCCUCACCAAACAUCAAAGGAAAACACACAAGAAGAAAACUCCCAUCAACACUCUCCAUGGGCAGAAGCCGGCAUCUACAAGUCAAACCUAA